AUGACAAAUACCACUACCAAAGUAUUGAACUUCGGCUCCUAUAACUACCUCGGAUUUGCAGAACCAUCCGGCCCAUGUGUCGAAGCUGAUGUAAAGUCAAUUGAAAAGUAUGGACUUGGUGUAGCUAGCUCCCGAUUAGAAGUCGGCACUUUGGCCAUCCAUGCAGAAUUGGAAAAGCUCGUUGCUGAGUUUGUCGGUCAAGAAGCUGCAAUUGUUUUUGGGAUGGGAUUUGCUACAAAUGCUCUCAAUAUGCCUCGCAUAUUUGAUAAGGUUCGUUACCUUUUGUUUUGA
Hydatigera taeniaeformis is the source of this 291-nucleotide messenger RNA. The record is from the annotation of a GenBank genome assembly. NCBI's taxonomy places the organism in Eukaryota, Metazoa, Platyhelminthes, Cestoda, Cyclophyllidea, Taeniidae.